UUUAAAAGGCUUCGAGCAGAAGCACGGACAGUCGAGGAGAGACACUUGAAGAUCAGGGUUGAACAACUAGGCUACUAAUAACCUGCAAGAGCCUUGGGGUAAACGCACAAUGGGGAUAGUUAAUGAUUCAACCCUUGUGGGAUUUAAAUAUCCAUCAUUUUACUUACACAGAUAUUUAAUCAGUAAUUUUUAAGAGUAGCGCGCAACAGGACACCGGCGUUUCCAUUUACGCACGGAAAGCGCGCGCAUUUUAACGCGUUGGAUUGCUGUUGUUUUUAACGAGGCUUACAAUGGGACACGCGAGCAACACAUCGCACCCGGUUAACUCAUCAGACCCGUACGGACGCGAUGAAGAGGUCGCCAAAAUCGAGAUCGCGGUCCUCAGCGUCACCUUCGCGGUCGCCGUGAUCGGGAACUGCAGCGUCCUGGUGGCCAUUCACAACACCAAGAAGAAAACCUCGCGAAUGCACCUGUUCAUCAAACACCUGAGCCUGGCCGAUCUCGUGGUCGCGUUUUUCCAGGUCCUUCCACAGCUGUGCUGGGAAAUAACCUUCCGUUUCUACGGGCCGGACUUUCUGUGCCGGAUCGUGAAGCACCUGCAGGUGAUGGGCAUGUUCGCGUCCACAUAUAUGAUGGUUAUGAUGACUCUAGAUCGAUACAUCGCCAUCUGCCACCCUCUGAAAACCCUCCAACAGUCCACCAGGAGGUCCCACAUCAUGAUCGGGGGCACGUGGAUCAGCAGCCUGGUCCUCAGCACCCCUCAGUACUUCAUCUUCUCCCUCAGUGAGAUCCAGAACGGGUCCGAGGUGCUCGACUGCUGGGGCCACUUCAUCCAGCCCUGGGGACCCCGCGCGUACAUCACCUGGAUCACAGCUGGGAUAUUCCUCAUCCCGGUCGUCAUACUGAUGACCUGCUACGGAUUCAUAUGCCACAGCAUCAGGAUGAACAUCAGAUAUAAGACCAAGAUGACGCCGACUGAUGGCGCGCACAAGAACGGGCUGAUCGGGAAGAACUCCGUGAGCAGCGUCACCACGAUCUCCAGAGCGAAAUUACGCACCGUCAAGAUGACCUUUGUCAUCGUGCUCGCCUAUAUCAUCUGCUGGGCGCCGUUUUUUACCGUGCAGAUGUGGUCGGUGUGGGACGAGAACUUCAGCUGGGCCGAUUCGGAGAACACGGCGGUCACUCUCUCUGCGCUGCUGGCCAGUCUGAACAGCUGCUGUAACCCGUGGAUCUACAUGGUCUUCAGCGGACACCUCCUGCACGACUUCACACACUGCUUCCCCUGCUCCCAUCAGAUCCAGCAGAGCUUCCGGAAAGAGGACUCGGACAGCAGCUUACGGAGGAACACACUGCUCACCAAAAUCACCAACCGAAGCCCCACGUGCAGCUCGGGAACCUGGAAAGAUCUCGACCAGUCCCCUAAAUCUGACCGAUCGGCUCCGGCCGGCACGUGAUGAUGCCCCGGGACGGGAGUGCAUCUUUAUUGAUAUUCGGAUAAUGCUUUUGACUUUAUUGAUCUUUAUUGAUCAGCACUUUGGAGAGCCUCUCGCUCACUAAAUGCUAUCUAUAGCACGCACUGUGUUUAUCGUGCAAUUUAUACGCGAAAAUGAGUUUUUACACGUCUUUACUAGUGGUGUCGGGUGCGCGUGGACACGCAAAUGAACAUCGCAUGAAAUGCACACGAAAACUGUGUAUCAUAUGCCCGUAAAAACUCAUUUUCGAGUAUAAAUUGCACGAUAAUACACAAUGCGUGCUAUAGAGAGCACAGACUCUCACGGCGGAUGAGCGGAUAUACACCAGUUUCAUUUAAAGGGGUCAUCGAAUGCAAAAUUCACUUGUAUAUGGUGUUUGCAUAUAUGUGUGUAUGCAGUUUGUGGACACGACCACCAUACAAUGAAGAAAAUCCAUUCACUCCUUUUUUAUCCUCAAAAAGCCUAAACACUCUCAAUGAUCAAGCCAUUUGGAGCCAUUUUUUGAGCAAUAUGAGUCAUGUAUAUUGCUCAUGCUCCGCCCACGACCACUGUCCCGUAUUAGCAUAUUUCCCAUAUUAGCAUAUUUCCAACCUCAGCCAUUUGUAUUAGUUCUGCCAAAGCAGCUCUUUACAUGUCUUGUGUGGAGGAGCAGUUGCUCAUUAUCAUUUAAAGAGACAUGCACCUAAUUUUCAUUUAAAGAGACAUGCACCGAAACAGGUCAAACAGAACUGUUAUAGAGGAGGUAAAAGGGCGUUGUUUUACACAAUCAUUGAGGAAUUUUAUCCAAAAUAUGUUACAAACUUUACACAAAGACCCUAAAGAAUGACACCAACUUGUGGAAAAUGGGCAUCCGAUGACCCCUUUAAAACUCAUUUAAAACAAUAAGAGUACAGAGCUGUGAGAUGAAUAUAUGGAGAACAGCUUGGAUCAUUUGAUCAGAAAUAUUUGACUUUUUAUUGCGGCCAAGCAGAGUUUGAGACAUUGUUUGGAAACUUUCUGAAGUCUGUCUUUGUCUCGACUCCUGCUGAAGUCUUCAUUGCUGUCGUCAGAGAGAAGUUUGAAUACGUUUUUUUAAAAAUGCUUUGAGUCUCUUUUGCUCACCAAGGCUGCAUUUAUUUGAUCAAAAGUACAGUAAAAAAUCAGAAA
This is a messenger RNA of Pimephales promelas (fathead minnow), 2618 nucleotides long. RefSeq names its product arginine vasopressin receptor 1Aa (gene avpr1aa). The record is from RefSeq and is a predicted model, not a curated record. Gene Ontology annotation, molecular function: vasopressin receptor activity; peptide binding. Gene Ontology annotation, biological process: positive regulation of vasoconstriction; regulation of systemic arterial blood pressure by vasopressin; G protein-coupled receptor signaling pathway. Lineage: Eukaryota; Metazoa; Chordata; Actinopteri; Cypriniformes; Leuciscidae. Gene Ontology annotation, cellular component: plasma membrane.